UCGGUUAAACAAUAAGCCGUGGCUCAACAAGGCGGAAGAAGUUGCCGCGCAUGCAGCUCGUGGCGCGGGUCCCGUACCAACAAGAAUUGCCAGAUUGUCCCGCGGCUGUGUGACAGAUAGUUUACAGCGAGGGAAAGAGGAAGAAGAAGAAUUACGGGGACGGCCAGCCAUUGAGUGGACCUUUGUUGGAGAUAGUGCCAUUGUUACGCCUCGUGCUUCGAUGAAUUGGGGAGCGAUGGACAGCGGCGAGCACGGCGAUGGGCAGGAUGCGGCGCAUACCUACCAUCCCAUCAGGACAGACGCUUACGUGGAGUUCAUCGACGCAGGCACCGGAAGAGAACUGUCGAACGACGCAUCUUCCCCAAGCUCUGGUUCAGCAGCCCCGGAGGCUGCAAACCCGGUUUUGUCGGGCAACAAGCCUGGUCGAAUUCCUCGCCCACCGAACGCAUUUAUGAUCUUCGCCCAGGAGUUCAGGCGUCCAACAGCCAUAAGGCACCCUGAGGAAAACAACAAGAAGAUCAGUACGCGGUUGGGACACAUGUGGCGGGCCAUGAGUGACAUUGAAAAGGAAGGCUACCAUCGCAAGGCCAAGAUGGCUGUAGUGGAACACAAGAGAAAAUAUCCGAAUUACGUCUACAACCCCCGGGAGGCUCGGCAGCGUCGAGCUGAGGAGCGGAAGGCAAAGCUCAUGGCCAACCAGCUCAGGAAGUGUGUGGGAGGAUGCACGGCCAACUCAACCGAGAUGACACUCGACACCUCCACGACGCGGAUGGCUCCCGUAUCCACAUCGAUGGACGCUUCGCGCCAAAGUCCGUUAGUGGAGUCGGUGUGGUCGCAGAUUCGUCCAACCAACUCUUCGAACCAGCAGCGAAACAGCAGCAGUAACGAGUUAUUUCGUGUUCACCCUUCCCCAUCGAGCUCUUCCUGCACCACACAGGAACUACCAGCAAUCAUGGCUAAACAACACCGACCAAAGAUGCGUUUACCUGGACUGCCAUCAACAGUCAGUAGCUACCCUAUGAAGUUCUACAAGCAAUCUUCUUCAUGGCCGGUCCAACAACCUAUGGAGCGACAUCCGCCGGUGUACCAGCAAAUGACUCUCUUCCGUGCCAACCAACAACCAGGAAGACACACGCCUCUGGUCGGACAGGGCCAGCGAAUCUACAACGACUGUAGUUCGCGAAUGUACCGACUGGAAGAGAGUCGGCCACAGGACUUCGAGGAGCAGCCAAUGGGUGCGGAUUUCCACAGCGACGAUUGGGAUCAGCAGUUCCACGCUCAGCACAGAGUCUCUCCAGUGAAUCCUCUCCGGCAUGCGGGCCUUGUCCCUUCUGGUGUCGCCAUUGUACAGGGAGCUCCUACGGAGACCGCCUUCAGCGUAAUUCCACAAGCAAAAAGAUCUUCCCAGGGUAUGCUAUGCUCUCCGCGGCCCAUUAUCCAAUCCCAUGCCGUGCGCAUCUGGCCUCCGGAGCCUCAAGGAUACUCCUGUUUCAGCCAGCCGGCGUUAAAGUAUUCCGUCUACUCAGGCUGCUGUUCUCUGGCCGUGCCGCUUGCAGUGUCUCGGGUCCCACACAACGCACAUGCUACCAGUGAUGCUAUCUACAACCACAUCCCUCGACCAAGCUGCUCCGCAAGCCGUGAGAUGCCGUCCAACGCCGUCCGCAGACUCUUGAGCCCUACGAGGCAGACAGUUUGCCACGACCAUUUAUUUGAGCCUACAGUGAGCUGUCCGAGAGUCUCACCUUAUCCUCAAAUCUCAGUGACCUCAGGCGUCGAUGGAGACCAAAUACACGCACGAAGAGCACCGACUAACGGAGGUCCAGGGAGAGGCAGUGUAGACACUACGCAGGAUGUUGAGAAAGAGGAGAGAAUGGUUGCCGCUACGUCGACAUCGGACUAUAUGCCGUUUAAAAAGAGCAUCAUAAACAGAGAGCUGAAUGGUAGCAGUCCAAUUUCUGUCGCAGCGACUAAACUCUUUUAACGGGUUACGUACAGAUGUUAUCAUCUGGCUUUGUGUGGUUGAGAUUCAGUUCAUGUUGUGUACAGUGUCGUUCUGUUGGAUGUGUCUUAAUGUUGUGCGGUUUAAUAAAAAAAAAAUGUAACAGAAG
Molecule: messenger RNA, 2108 nt
Organism: Ornithodoros turicata
Lineage: Eukaryota; Metazoa; Arthropoda; Arachnida; Ixodida; Argasidae
Exons: 8
Coding region: 221-1981 (586 amino acids)
Source: RefSeq, a predicted model, not a curated record